This is a messenger RNA of Knipowitschia caucasica, 480 nucleotides long. NCBI's taxonomy places the organism in Eukaryota, Metazoa, Chordata, Actinopteri, Gobiiformes, Gobiidae. The record is from the annotation of a GenBank genome assembly.
AUGGUGCUGGAUCCCCUGAGACGCCCAGGUCUGCUCUGUGAACAAUCAUCUCACUUCCUCAGACCUCCUCACUCCCUCAGACCCUCAGUCCCUCAGACCCUCAGACCCAGACCUCCUCACUCCCUCAGACCCUCAGACCCAGACCUCCUUACUCCCUCAGACCUCCUCACUCCCUCAGACCCAGGCCUCCUCACUCCCUCAGACCCACAGACUCAGACUUCCUCACUCCCUCAGACCUCCUCAGUCCCUCAGACCCUCACAAUCAGACCUACUCACUCCCUCAGACCCUCAGACACAGACCCCCUCACUCCCUCAGACCUCCUCAUUCCCUCAGACCCAGACCUCCUCACUCCCUCGGACCCUCAGACCCAGACCUCCUUACUCCCUCAGACCUCCUCAUUCCCUCAGACCCUCAGACCCAGGCCUCCUCACUCCCUCAGACCCUCAGACUCAGACCUGCUCACUCCCUCAGACGUCUGA